GGAGCGGGUGGCUGGAAGAGCGCAGGGUGGACCCAGCCGAGAUGCAGCCGCGGCUCCGGGUGUCUCUCGGCCGGGUGGGGGCAGCGCGGGCCGCAACCGGGCAGGGGGCGCCCGCCGCGGCAGCCGCGCGCUCCUAGUGCCUUAGACCUGCCGGCCGGCCCCGACCCUCGUUGCCGCGGUCCCGCCCGCCUUCCCCUCCCCUCCACCCUUUGUGCCGCCGCCGCUCCGUGUCCCGGGCUCCAUAGGACCCCGGCCGGACCAGACCGCGGCGGCGCUGAAGCCCCGUGUGGGCGCUGUGUCAGCGGCCGAUGGCGAAGGGGCGCAGCGCGAGCCGGGGUUCUGUAGCCCGAGUCCGCGACGCCGGAGACCCAGCCCACCUCCGCCGCAUUGUCCCGGGCCCCGCGCCCCGGCCCUGAGCCGCGCCGCCGCAGCGCCCGCCCGCAGCCCACGGGCCAUGCGGAGGGCAGCCGGGAUGGAGGACUUCUCCGCAGAGGAAGAGGAGCCUUGGUACGACCAGCAGGACCUGGAGCAGGACUUACACUUGGCUGCGGAACUGGGAAAGACGCUUCUGGAGAGGAACAAGGAGCUGGAGGAGUCUCUACAGCAGAUGUACGCCACCAAUGAGGAGCAAGUGCAGGAGAUCGAGUACCUGACCAAGCAGCUGGACACGCUGCGGCACGUAAAUGAGCAGCAUGCCAAAGUGUACGAGCAGCUGGACUUGACAGCCCGAGACCUGGAGCUGACCAACCAGAAGCUAGUGCUGGAGAGUAAGGCUGCCCAGCAGAAGAUCCAUGGGCUGACAGAGACCAUUGAGCACCUGCAGGCCCAGGUAGAGGAGCUGCAGGCCCAGGUGGAGCAGCUUCGGGGUCUGGAACAGCUGCGUGUGCGCCGGGAGAAGCGGGAACGAAGACGCACCAUCCACACCUUCCCUUGCCUCAAGGAGCUAUGCACCAGCGCCCGGUGCGAGGAUGCCUUCCGCCUGCACAGUUCCUCCCUGGAGCUGGGCCCCCGGCCCCUGGAGCAGGAGAAUGAGCGGCUGCAGACCUUGGUGGGAGUGCUGCGUUCCCACGUGAGCCAGGAGCGGCAGCGCAAGGAACGGGCCGAGCGUGAGUUUGCAGCUGUGCUCCAGGAGUACUCCGAGCUGGAGCAGCAGCUGUGUGAGAUGGAGGGCUGCCGCCUCCGCGUCCAGGAGCUGGAGGCCGAGCUGCUGGAGCUGCAGCAGAUGAAGCAGGCGAAGACCUACCUGCUGGGCCGGGAGGACCACCUGGCCGAGGCCCUGCUGGCGCCCCUCACCCAGGCCCCUGAGGCCGAUGACCCUCAGCCAGGCAGCGGGGACGACUUGGGCACCCAGGAUGGCAUCUCCUCCCCGGCCACCUCCCCGAGCCACGCCGUACGCAAGAGCUGCAGUGACACGGCGCUCAACGCCAUUGUGGCCAAAGAUCCAGCCAGCCGACACGCGGGCAACCUCACGCUGCACGCCAACAGCGUGCGCAAGCGGGGCAUGUCCAUCCUGCGGGAGGUGGACGAACAGUACCACGCGCUGCUGGAGAAGUACGAGGAACUGCUCAGCAAGUGCCGGCAGCACCGCGCCGGGGUGCGACAUGCUGGCGUGCAGACCUCGCGGCCCAUCUCCCGGGACAGCUCAUGGAGGGACCUGCGCGGGGGCGAGGAGGGCCAAGGGGAGGCCAGAGCUGGUGAGAAGAGCCUGAGCCAGCACGUGGAGGCGGUGGACAAGCGGCUGGAGCAGAGCCAGCCUGAGUACAAGGCGCUUUUCAAGGAGAUCUUCUCCAGGAUUCAGAAGACCAAGGCCGAUAUCAACGCCACCAAGGUCAAGACCCACAGCAGCAAGUGACCCUUUUCCCGCCUGCAGCCACCCCCAGACUCAGGCCAUGGGUCCCUGAGGCCUAGGAUGUGCAGCCUCUGGUGAGUGAGGGAGCGUUUUAGCAGCAACGUAUGCCGGUAGAGGAGGCUCUCUGACCCAGGGAGCGUGUGGGAGGACUCAGCUUGUUCCCUGCCCAUGUGGGAGAAGGUCAACACAUCGGGCCUCCCAGGACCCUCCACCAUCCUGUGUCAGCCCAAAGGCGCAGCUGAGUUUCAAAGCCAAACGUCCCCACUCCCCUGGGGAGUCCCAGAUCCCCCAGCUUCUGACCCUGGGCCUUGUUCUCAGAUUUGUAGCCAGGCUUCUGAAAGCCAUUCUGGCCAGCUGGCUUUUUUUUUUGAGAGAUUUGAAAUGCAAGGUCUCCCUGACCCCUUGCCAACAACUGGAAACACUUGAAAGGGGACCCCCAGAGCCACCUGUUGCAGGUUCUGGGGGUCUCCUGGACCACCCACUGCUUCUCCCCAGCUGUGACUCACUGUCAUUCCCUUAGCACCAGCUGUCCCACCCCCAGGGUCCUCACCAGGUCAGAGGUGGCUCCUGCCAUGCAAAGGAGGAAGACUCAGCCAGGCCUCGAGUGCCCCCCACUCCAGCCCUGGUGAGGGUGGGCUUCUCUCCAGAGACCCUCCGCCCACUGCAGGUCUGUAGCGAAUCAGAAGGGGGAACAGGGAGCCCCUUGGCAGCCAUACCAAGUGGUACACCCUGUUUCCCUCUGAGCCAGCCUCCUCGGGUUCCAACUCCACAAAUGCCUUCUGGGCAUUAAGCCUUCCUUCCAGGGGCCUGGGCAGUGGGGAGCCCCCCAUCUUUGCACGCCACCUGCGACUCACCGAGUUUGGCCUCUGCCUGUCUCCCCUCAGGGACCAUGAUAUGUCUCAUUCACUCCCAUGCCCCCCACAGGCCGACCCCCUGCAGGUCAUGCCUGCCGCCCCCAGAAUGUCCCAGGCAUGCGCCACGAGACUGUGAUCCCAGCGUCCAUUCUUGCCCUCCUUCACCGGGGACAGCCCAAGACUCUCUCCCUACACUGAACAGUAUUGAAAUGGGACCGGAAUGGGGAUCAUGUUUCCUUCCUCCCAUAAAAUGCCUGCUGUUAACCUCCCGCCUUUGUGGGGCGGCUCUUGAGGACCCAGUUGGGUCCGGGGUUUAAUCUUUUGUUAAGUCUUCAGGAAAUCCAACUUUAACUAAAAGAUGCCAAGGUCCUCAGCUUGCCCUGAGCAAUUCUUCAGGGCUUCCAGUUCCUGCCGCCCAUCCUGAGACCCAAGAAAUAAAUCGGAGGAGCCAUAUAGCCCGGUGGAAGGCAAUGGCCCUGGCCUCUGUGCUGGGAGCCCAGUGGGGAACCUUCAUGCCUUAUUUGUUUCUAAGGGGUAAAGGGGUUUUCUUAACACGCAUGCCCGACCUCCCCGGAGGUGCCACCCUACUCUCCGGGCGGCACUGUGAUGAGAGCUGUCGGCUGGUCCUUCCAUCCGGUCCUUCCGUCUGCACAUCUUGGAAUCUUUUGUCCUUUGGAGCUGGGUAGCUCCCAGCCCUCCUUGUGUCUCUGUCAUCUAGGGUGGAGGGGAUGGGGUGGGACGGGGUGGGGUGAGGGCUCCUGCCUGUUUGCUCCCCAGUUAUGUAGCAGCCGACCAGCAUCACCUUUGAAGUAUAUGAGAGAAAUAUAUUUACAAAUGCUUUAUUCUCUUCUUUAAUAAAAGACGUACCAGUAUUCUAAAAGCAGAAAUGACCCCAGAGCCAUGGUCCAGUCUCUGCGUCUCACUCAGCCA
Molecule: messenger RNA, 3633 nt
Organism: Rhinolophus ferrumequinum (greater horseshoe bat)
Lineage: Eukaryota; Metazoa; Chordata; Mammalia; Chiroptera; Rhinolophidae
Gene: CDR2L
Product: cerebellar degeneration related protein 2 like
Exons: 5
Coding region: 455-1852 (465 amino acids)
Source: RefSeq, a predicted model, not a curated record